This is a messenger RNA of Ilex paraguariensis (yerba mate), 801 nucleotides long. The record is from the annotation of a GenBank genome assembly. Lineage: Eukaryota; Viridiplantae; Streptophyta; Magnoliopsida; Aquifoliales; Aquifoliaceae.
AUGUUCGAGAUCAAGCUAAACAAAGUCAACCUACUGAGGAGGGCUGUGUCACCGCUAGUGCACUUGGGGGUCAAAGCCGUAUUCAAUUGCUCAGUAGAUUGUUUCUGGCUGCAGACUUCAGAUGAAAAGGGCUGGGACGUUACAGCGAUCCAAAUCGGUUCUUCUUGUUUCCAUGGCUUUUCCUGUGAUUCAUAUUAUUGCUUGGUUGGUGUUAAUCUCAAUGAAUUGAACACUGUGCUGUCCACCAUUGGUGAUGAAGAUUCUCUCACUAUCACCUACAAUACUGAACAACAUUCCAAUUUCAUCUGUCUCACCUUUGAGGAUACUACUGGAUCUGGUUUUGAUGAGCGUUCAUACAUGGAGAUGAUGAUGUUUGAUAUCCCUUUAAACCAAGUGAUUGUGGAUAUAACAGAAUACGAAUUUGAAGUGGUUGUUGGGAUACCAUCAUGGAAGUUUAGAAAUAGCUUACGACUUCUGAGCAAUUAUGCCCAGUCAGGGCCAGGUCUGUAUUAUAGUUCAAUGCUGCAUGAUCUUCCAAUCGAAGUAUCUGUAACCGCUACACAAGUUAAACUUGAUAGACUUACUGAGGUUGUCUAUGAAAAGGAGCGCGGGGAGUGCAUCAUUGGAGGCGCUGGAGACAAUACGCUUCAUUUUGAUUUGAGUUUUGAUUGCAUACAGUCAUACUUGGAGGCAUCGAAUCUGUCAGACACAGUAUGGAUGUUCUGCUCCCACAAUGGGCCUGCAAUGCUGAAUAUUCCCAUUUGGCCGCUUGGUAACAUCGUCUACCGUUUUUGGGGAUGA